Molecule: messenger RNA, 2257 nt
Organism: Diospyros lotus (date-plum)
Lineage: Eukaryota; Viridiplantae; Streptophyta; Magnoliopsida; Ericales; Ebenaceae
Exons: 5
Coding region: 604-1725 (373 amino acids)
Biological process (GO): base-excision repair
Molecular function (GO): DNA-3-methyladenine glycosylase activity
Source: RefSeq, a predicted model, not a curated record
CUGAAAAGACAAAAGUCCCUCUCACUCACUUGGGUGGUUCACGCACAGAAAGCCCCAUUUUUCUUAAACAAUGCACGAUGGAAUCUCUAUGUUCCGAGGCUCCCCUCGGAGCCCCUCUUACAGCUGUCCGUAUGUAGAUGUACAUUUGUGUGAUACUGUAUAUGACGUUAUAUAAGCCCUAGAUUUGGUCAAAAGGUGGUUUGCCAUGUUUCGCGGAUUCUGGUGUGUGUAGUGUAUGUUUAUAUUUUCUAGGGUUUUGGGUGGGAUUGGAGCUUGAGUUCCCUGGAAAUGGCGCUUUCCGUGGUAUGUCGGUGGUGGAUUGAGGUUAUUUCUAGGGUUUUAUUUGGGGAUUUCGGGAGUCAGAGUAUGAAAUCUGCGUUGGAGAGGUUUGAGAUUGGGGUGGAUGAAUAGGGGUAAAUUUGGGCGGUUUCAAGGGCUUAAGCAUUUGACCUUUGAGAUGGGGGUGUUUUCGAGAUUCAAACAAAAUAAGCCUGUGAAUUAGUGGAAGUGGAAGAUUUGGGGAAUUUUUUGACUAUCAAAGUCGAGAUUUGUGGAGAAUUUAAGGGGUUUCUUUAGAUAUCAGGUGCUCCAAGAGUGAGAUCAAUGAAUGUGGCUGAUUCAGAGUCCAGGCCUGUCCUUGGACCUGCCGGAAACAAGUCACAGAAGUCGGUGGGUGGCCGGAAACCGUUGACAAAGCCACUGAGAAAUGUCGAGAAAUCGCGGAAUGAGGUUGAGGCAUUGGCAGACAGGAAGAGUAGGCUUCCACCUUCCACUGAUAUUGUGCCAUUGACAAAUUCUUUACAUUCAGUUAGCAUUCCAUCUAUACUUCGUAAGCAAGAGCACUUGCUGCAUAUGAAUUUAUCGCUUGAUGUCUCAUGUUCAUCUGAUGCAUCCUCGGAGUCUUUUCGUAGUCGUGCAUCAACUGGUAGGAUAUAUAGAACAAAUAGGACGACAAUCCGCAGGAGGCAGUUGGCUUUGAAGUCAAAAAUUAGUGCACCGGAUGGCCUUUCAGAGCCUCUACCAGAUAGCUUACAGUCCAAGAAAAGGUGUGCCUGGGUGACACCGAAUGCCGAUGCAAAUUACGCUGCUUUCCAUGAUGAAGAAUGGGGACUUCCUGUGCAUGAUGACAAGAAAUUGUUUGAGCUUCUUGUCUUUUCCGGGGCUUUGGCUGAACUUACAUGGCCGGCCAUUCUCUGUAAAAGACACACCUUCAGAGAAGUCUUUGCAGAUUUUGAUCCUGUUGCUGUGGCAAAAUUUAAUGAGAAGAAGAUAACAGCAUCUGGAAGUACUGCAAGCUCACUGUUGUCGGAGCUGAAACUGCGUGCCGUUAUUGAGAAUGCACGCCAAAUAUCCAAGGUCAUAGAUGAAUUUGGGUCAUUUGACAAAUAUAUCUGGAGCUUUGUGAACUACAAGCCUAUAGUUAGCAGGUUCCGCUAUCCUCGUCAGAUCCCAGUGAAGACCCCAAAGGCAGAUGUGAUAAGCAAAGACCUAGUACGUAGGGGUUUCCGGAGUGUGGGUCCCACAGUCGUCUACUCAUUUAUGCAAGCGGCGGGCAUAACAAAUGACCACCUAAUUAGCUGCUUCAGAUUCGAGGAGUGCGUAGCUGCAGCAGAGCCAAAGGAAGUUGGUGUCAUCUUGGCAGGGUUGGAAGAGAAGACCACCACAAAAGCGAUGGAAUCAGAAGUAUGCAAGGGUAUGGAUGAUUUGAGUUUUGCUUCAGAAUGAUAGAUCAGUUGGCUUGAGCUGAUGUCAGUUAGGUGUCCGACAUCUGACAAUCAGUUUACUUCAGUUCCUCCUGCUGGCCCUGGUGGUAGUUGUGUAUAAAUACUUAAUGAAGUUCAAUGCAUUAUAGAUUCCUAGAUUGUAGAUUUGUAAUAGUGAACUUUAACUCGGGCUGAGCCCUGGCGAAGGGGAUCAAUGAAAGGGCCUUCAAUGUCGGUGUACAACUUUUUGUACAGUAGAAUAGGUGUUAGUAGCUGGAGCUUUCUUUCUAAAAUCAGUUGUUUGAAACCAGGGAACAGAAAAACCAUAUUUUAAUGCUGUAUCUGUAUUAUAGCUGCAAGUGGGGAUUGGAAGGAAUCCGUCUCUGCAUUUCAACUGUGUUAGGCAGCUAGAACUUGAAUUGACUGGUCAGGUGUAGCUUUUGAUUAUUAACUGUGCAUCAGAGAGUUUUAAGUUUCUGUCCCCUUGUCUGGGACAAUGAUAUAUAGAUCUGCCAGUUGGCCGAUUAGGUCAGUUGAGUUAGUAAAAUUCUUAA